UAGCGGAGAAAAAAAAGAUGUUUUUUUUUUUAUUGGGGUUAUUCUUGGUGGUUCGAUAAAUUGGGCAGUGUAUUUUUCAAUUAAAAAAGGGGACCACUGCAGUAAUUAUUGAUUUAUUCCAGGCCAAACCAAUGCAUAUUUCUAGAAAAAUUGUGUGAGCGAGCAAGGUGGUGCCGAAAAUAAUUUUCAUCUCCACAAAGGGGGCGCUAAAAAAAAUGGGGUAACCACUGCUUUAAAACAAAUGAAGCAGGUUAACAAUCCGGAGUUAAGUUUCUGUUGUUAUAGACUGACUGUGUUAUGUAGUACGAUCGCUUUUACUGUUUAAAAAGUGGAACUCACCGCAAAGAUUUGGAAUGAAAAUGAAGUGUCAACAUGGUUCACUGUCAAAUUUGUUUAGCUAUACUUCGCAUGCGCUGUUGUGAAUUAUGUUUUCCCUCGUUAGUGACUUACAGGCAAAACUGCACAAGCUGCCCGAUAAAAAUAUCGUUACCAGUUUAAAUGUCUAUCUUCUAUAGCCAGUGAUAUUUUAGUAAUUACUACGACAUUUAAGUACUACAGUAUUUGUGUACUUGGAGGCGGCGACGUGAAGUCGUCGCGCCUGACAGACAACAACCGCGGAGUAGCUCCUAGUGUAUUUCAAGAUGGCUGACAGUGUGUCCGUCCCAGGCAAAAGAUGCGAUUCUGGCAGUCUAUCUUCUAUAAGUAUGGACACAAUUUCGACGCUGACGGAGCUGGACGACCUGGAGAGAGUUUAUCAGCAGCUCUGUGUUGAAGAGAAAGCUGUGGAGGUUGAACUCGACCGACUGGUGGGACAGGAGGGAACCAUUAACACUAAGAUGUUGGCACUCCAGAGGAUGGGGCCCAACCUACAGUUGAUCGGAGGAGAUGCCAGCCAGCUGUCCGGCAUGAUCACGUUUACCUGCAGCCUAGCAGAGAACGUCAGCCGGAAAGUCCGACAGCUAGACCUGGCCAAGACACGACUGUACAACGUUAUCCAGCGUGCUGAUGACAUCCUGGAUCUGAAGUUCUGCACCGACGGCGUCCAGACGGCUCUGCAUAAUGAAGAUUACGAGCAGGCCGCUGCGCACGUUCACAGAUACCUUUCUCUGGACCAGUCAGUCAUUGAGCUGAGCAGGCAGGGAGAAGAAAGCAGCACCGUGGAUGCCAGUCUGCUGCUGCUGCAGGAGGCCGAGCAGAAACUGAAGGUCAUCGUAGCUGACAAGUUGGAUGAAGCUGUGGCAGCGGUGGACCUGGCACAGGUGGAGAGGUUUUUCAAGAUCUUCCCCUUGCUGGGCCUGCACGAGCAAGGCCUGGCCCGCUUUGGACAGUAUCUCUGCAGUCAGCUUGCCUCCAAAGCUGAAGAGAACCUGGUCUUGGCAACAGGAGGAGACUUGAGCGAAAAAAGAGCACCACUCAUAUUUGCUGAUACGCUGACAUUAUUGCUAGAAGGCAUCGCUCGUGUCGUCGAGACCCAUCAGCCUAUCGUGGAGACGUAUUACGGUCCGGGCCACCUCUACACGCUCAUCACUCACCUGCAGCAGGAAUGUGACCGACAGUCCCAGAAGAUCGUGGACAAGUUCAUGCAGCAAAGAGGCUACCUCGGCAAAUUUCAGAUUGUCCAGAGCAGCAUGAUGAAAAGUGUACCCGGGGAGAGGAUCGAGCCCAGAGAGCUCGACCCGGUAUUGGCAGAAGUCACGUUGAUGAACGCGAGGGCGGAGCUCUACCUGCGCUUUCUGCGCCGACGCAUAAUGGCCGACUUCGAAGUCGGCGACGGUCAGAGCAUCACGGCGGAACAUCACCAGAACGUGGAGAAGCUGCUGAAACAUUGCGUGCUGAGCAGGAACAUGCAGGAGCUGAUUGGCUACUACAUUCCAAUGGAGGAGUACUACAUGCGCGAGUCUGUCAACAAGGCGGUUACAAUGGACACAUUUGAAAAAAGUCAGCUGACGUCCAGCAUGGUGGAUGACUGCUUCUACAUCGUAAAGAAGUGCAUCAGCCGCGCUCUGUCCAGCUCCAGCAUCGACUGCCUUUGCGCAAUGAUCAACCACGCCAACUCCGUGCUGGAAUCCGACUUUAGGGAAGUGUUGUACAACAAGCUGCGGCAGGGCUUCCCGGCCACCACGCUGCAGGACAUCCAGCGUGGCGUCAGCAGCGCGGUCAGCCUGAUGCAGAGCAGCCUCCAGCAGGGAAAGUUCAACACCGAGUUCAGCAUCGAGAGCGCCGAAAAUGCCAAGGCUGCUUUUUUGGUGACUCUCAACAAUGCCGAGGUGUGCAGUGAGAACAUCUCAACUUUGAAGAGGAACCUCGAGAAUGACUGCGCCAAGCUGUUUAGCCAGGGGUCCAGUUCCGGUGACAGGGCCAAGAUCGAGAGCUGCUUGUCAGACCUUGUCAACACAUCUGCAAAGUUUAAAGACCUUUUGCAGGAAGGCUUAACGGAGUUGAACACGACAGCCAUCAAGCCUCAGGUCAAACCCUGGAUCAGCGGCUUCCUGUCCAUCUCGCACAAUAUAGAGGAGGAGGAGUUCAAUGACUACGAAGCAAACGACCCGUGGGUGCAGCAGCUUAUCGUCAAUUUGGAGCAGCUGAUGGCCGAGUUCAAGACAACGCUCUCUCCGGUUAUCUACGACACGCUGACCAGCCUGAUGACCAGUUUGAUCUCCAUCGAGAUGGAGAAGACCGUCCUCAAGUGCUCAUUCAGCAGGCUGGGAGGGCUGCAGUUUGAUAAAGAACUGCGUUCCCUGGUCGCAUAUCUCACCACCGUGACCACGUGGACCAUCAGGGACAAGUUCGCCCGUCUCACGCAGAUGGCCACCAUCCUCAACCUGGAGCGGGUAACGGAGAUCUUGGACUACUGGGGCCCCAACUCGGGCCCCCUGACGUGGCGUUUGACGCCGGCAGAGGUGCGCCAGGUUCUCGCUCUGCGCAUUGACUUUCGAAGCGAGGAUAUCAAGAGGCUGCGGCUGUGAUGAAUUUUACAAAGACAGUCCAAAAAAAAAAAAAACAAGUUUACUGAUCAAACUUGUUGUUGUUCGACAUUUGUUGCACUUUCGGGUGUUAUAGAAUGAAGGACUCUCACCUGCAAGUCACCCUAUAGAAUAUUACUUGAAUAAAACUAUG
Molecule: messenger RNA, 3117 nt
Organism: Syngnathoides biaculeatus (alligator pipefish)
Lineage: Eukaryota; Metazoa; Chordata; Actinopteri; Syngnathiformes; Syngnathidae
Gene: cog4
Product: component of oligomeric golgi complex 4
Exons: 19
Coding region: 642-2966 (774 amino acids)
Source: RefSeq, a predicted model, not a curated record